Messenger RNA from Diutina rugosa, 750 nucleotides. RefSeq lists its product as uncharacterized. The coding region runs from base 1 to 750 and encodes 249 amino acids. The record is from RefSeq and is a predicted model, not a curated record. NCBI's taxonomy places the organism in Eukaryota, Fungi, Ascomycota, Pichiomycetes, Serinales, Debaryomycetaceae. The transcript has a single exon.
AUGACCACCAGAGGCGACCACCACGUUGAUUUCCGCCUGGCACUCCGACCGGUAGCAGCACGACGGACGGGUAGUCCCCUGCCGUCACCACCAACGCCGGCGACGACGCAUCCUUCGCCCCCGACGGACCCUCAGUGGCACGACAUCAAAACCCUCUUGGAAACCAUUGAGGCGCAAACCAAGCAGACCGGGGUCGAUGUCGGCGAGCUUUGGGAGCGGUCCAAACACAAUAACCUGAGCCUCCAGCGGCUCGUGGCCGAGAUCGCCGAGUACUCCAACGAGGUCACCACCGAGGGUAACGCCACCAAGCAGGAUAUCCACGAUCUCAUCGCCAAGUUUGACCAAUUACGAGCCGAAGUCAUCGCCGAUGGUGACGUCAAUGACAUCGGGGCACAAUUACUCCGGCUAACCCAAGCCGUGGACAAGCUUAGUCACCACCAGCUGAGGGAAGCUCUCCUCCACGACGAGAUCGACAAACAGAAACAGAUAAUCGCUUCCCAGGCAGCGACGAUCGCUGCGUUUGAGCUGAAGCUGCGGCUGCUCCAGGCGCUUGAGCACCGCUACCAGGGUUUAGCUGAAGACUACCGGGCCAAGUACGCCGACCUUGAGUCGCUUCGCCGCCAGUACGUGUUAUUGAAACAAGAGAUCAGCCAGUUGGACCAGCUUAUCCCGGAACAGCCGCCGCUGUCGGCGUUGAACGGGGCCUACGCCGAGUUGGAAGACGUCGCCAACACCAGCUUCUCGGGGUGA